CUUCUCCGUUGAUGGUAGUCUGACCGGAGAAAGUAACGAAGAUGGAAGGAGCUGAUGGUGUUGAAUUAUUAAGGAGAUAUAUGGACUAGCGGAGGGUUAGCCUUUCACUAAAAUCUUUGGAACGACGCAGGACAUUAAUACCAGGAACCUGACGGAUAGCAUGCCAGUCUCAUCAUCUUCACCAAGCGUGAGGAUGACGGAAGCAAUGGUUGAAUAUUUUCUUGGCAGGUUGAAGCAACUCCACUGCAGAUGAGGGAACAUGUUGGCUAUGGACCAAGGAGUGGUGGAGGAAUGGCUGUCAGAAUUUAAGACCCUCCCUGACAGUGCAAUCUCCACCUAUGCCGCGUCACUUAAAGACAAAGGUUCCCUGAUACCUGCGCUCUACAAGGUCAUCCGAGAAAACUACAGCGACCUGCUGGAGCCAGUUUGUCACCAGCUUUUCGAGUUUUACCGGAGCGGUGUGCCGCAGCUGCAGCGUUUCACACUGCAGUUCCUGCCAGAGCUCCUAUGGAGCCUUCUGUCCGUCAGCGCUGCCAGAGACCCCCACACAUCCGGCUGCAUUGAGGCACUGCUGCUGGGCAUUUACAACCUGGAAAUAGUUGAUAAAGAUGGACAAAGUAAAAUAUUAUCUUUCACCGUCCCUUCUCUUUCCAAACCCUCAGUGUAUCAUGAGCCAUCAGCCAUCGGCUCCAUGGCUCUUACAGAAGGAGCUUUAGCCAAUCACGGGCUGAGCAGGGUUGUGUAUAGUGGGCCACUCCUCCAGAGAGAGACUUUUACAGCACAAAACAGAUUUGAGGUGCUGACCUACCUGCUGCUGUGCUACAACGCAGUUCUCAGCUACAUGACCGCCACCUCCCUGCAGUCCCUCUGUCAGCUUAGUUCCAGGGUGAGUAUAUGUGGUUACCCGCGGCAACAGCUGAGGCGCUAUAAAGGCAUCAGCACACGACUCACUGUCACUUCAGAGUUCUUGGUUCAGCUCAUAACAGGGAUCCACUAUGCCUUGUGCAAUGGUGAAGUUGAACUGGGAUCCAAAGCACUGGAUGACGUCCUGUAUCGAGCCCAGCUGGAGUUGUUCCCUGAGGCUCUGUUGGUUGGUAAUGCCAUCAAGUCUUCACUACACAGCGCAGCACUGAAAAGCAACAAUAGGGAGGGUGGUCGGAGUAUCCAAGUGGAGAUUACACCCACUGCCUCCAGGAUCUCCCGCAAUGCUGUCACCUCCCUCUCUAUAAGAGGGCACCGCUGGAAGAGACACGACGCAGUGGAUCUGGGUUCCCCGGAUGAGCUGAUGGAUAUAUCCGAGGUGGAUGAAGGGGUUUGGCCGGGAGCAGUGGGGCCUGACAUGACCCCGCCCACCAUCACUAUCAGCAACAGCACCACCACACUGAACCUGGGAGUUAAGGCCAUGAAGAAGUGUCGGCUUGGAGGGCGCAGCAGCAAGGACAAGGAGUCUGGGCCUCUCACAACGGGUCGGGCCGCGAGCGAGAACGCAGAGCUCUCUGUCAAGCGGCUAACCCUCACUUCCAGUCAGUCGGUGCCCAGGGCGGGCGCUCUCACCAGCCUGACACGCACUGCCAGCGCCGUCUUCUCCCGUUCCUUCGAGCACGUGGCCAGCAGCAACCCAGCUCCCACCAGCAACCACACAGCUUCCGAGGCAGGCCACUAUUGCUGCAGCCUGCAGGAGGAGAGGAUGGGGUACUUGAGUCCCACGCCAAACCACACCCACCGCUCCCCAAGCAUUAGCAUUCACCUCGGCUCUGACCUUUGAACCUUUUUAGACUAUUUAAUCGUAUGAACCCUCAUCUCUGAUCCUGUGAUCUUGUGACCCUGUACCUGUGAUCUGGAACUCCAAGCCAUGCCAACUGCAUUCGACCACAAAAGUGUGAAGAAAUACUCCAUCUGUUUUCCUCCAUCACUCCUUUUCAGGCGUUUCUGAUUCUCUGUGCUGUAAACCGGCUUGUCUUCUUGCUUCAUUCAAACAUCCAGAGCCAGCUCAGUGAAUGGUGGGGGGAGGGCAUCGGGUAUACGGCUUUCAGGUUUCUUAUUUUACUUUUUUAUUUUUAUUAUUAUUAUUAUUUUUGGGUUGAAGUCAAGGCAGGACAUCAGUCUGCUGUCAUGAAUAGAUGCACUUAAAAUGAUAACAAAAAAGAUGUGUGAAAAAUUAUUACACCUGCGUUUGUUGCCCAGUUUCCCAUUCAUGCCCCUUUGUUUGUGGGCAGGUGUACUGUAUGUGCGAGCGUGCAUGUGUGUGUGUUUGUUGUUUUUUUUAAAACGGCUGCUGAUUGCUGCAGUGAGCAAAGUGUGAUUAUCUUAGUUGAAAUAUGUGUUUCUACUACUUUUAUAAUACUAGUUAAACACCUCCCAUAGCAAUACAGAUAACUUCUAAUCAGUAUUUUUAUGUUUCUGGGCUGAUCACUCCAACUUCUGUCCGCUUUGGACAGCAGUUUUAAACGUGCUUCUGAAAGUUCUUGAUUCUUCCUGAACUGCGUUAAAAGCAAGCCAUUAAAUAAUCAGCCAGUAUGAAUAGAAUCCGGUCUUCUGUUUACAAUCACACGGUAUUCUCACCGUGACGGAGAAGCAAUACUUUCCUUCCUCCUCGCUCCUUUAGCACCUUCCUUAUUACAUGCCGUGUCACAGACGGCGCCACUUAUGAUCCGACUUCUUAAAGACGACGAAGAUGAUUUACAUUUUUGGGGUGGUGGAUAUGAAUGAUUGAGUACUGAAUUUUGCACAAAGAAGAACUAAUCAGUUGUUGGGAACUUUAGUAUUUUCAUACGAACAAGAGGUUUUGACGCUUAAAUUGUAUUUUUCCCCAGAAAGGACAUGCAUUGUUGCUCUAUAAAGACUCCCAACUUCCCAACUUUUGUGUGAUGCAACGGCCACAUACGGCAGCAGAUUGUUUAGAUUCAACGGCAAACUCCUUUCUGGUUAUCCCUAAACUGUAAGUGUUCAGCAAUGCCAGCAAGGCAUCUUUUGUGUUUUCUAACCCACCAUUUCAGUUGUUUGUAAUACUAAAGUGAUGUAAUUCCUGCCUCCCUUCCUGUCCAUUACUUCAUCCUCAUGUCACAAGACAUGUUAAUACCAAGAAAUGAAUGAAACUCCAACCUUCUGUUAUAUCUGAUGUCCUAAAUGAAGCGAUCGUGCUGCUCAGCCCUCAAGCGGUCGGUUUACUUAGUUGUUGAGUGUCUAUAGCUUGGUGGGACGAUACCAAUCAUGUUUCUUUGUAUGUGGGUUUACAGUAAAAUGGUUAAGCUAUCCUUGUACAACAUCCUGUUAUACUAAAAUUGGUUAUAUUUGCCUUUCUAUGUCUGAAAAUAACACUGCUACAAAUUCUGGAAAUAAAGUGUUUCUAUAUUUCA
Messenger RNA from Girardinichthys multiradiatus, 3356 nucleotides. RefSeq names its product family with sequence similarity 126 member A (gene hycc1). The transcript has 12 exons. The coding region runs from base 260 to 1765 and encodes 501 amino acids. The record is from RefSeq and is a predicted model, not a curated record. Gene Ontology annotation, cellular component: plasma membrane. Gene Ontology annotation, biological process: protein localization to plasma membrane; phosphatidylinositol phosphate biosynthetic process. Lineage: Eukaryota; Metazoa; Chordata; Actinopteri; Cyprinodontiformes; Goodeidae.